Messenger RNA from Branchiostoma belcheri (Belcher's lancelet), 2013 nucleotides. Its product is annotated as putative ferric-chelate reductase 1. The transcript has 17 exons. Bases 48 to 1928 code for a protein of 626 amino acids. Lineage: Eukaryota; Metazoa; Chordata; Leptocardii; Amphioxiformes; Branchiostomatidae. The record is from RefSeq and is a predicted model, not a curated record. Gene Ontology annotation, molecular function: oxidoreductase activity, acting on metal ions.
CUUGACCUUCCGCACACGUACUGUUCUCCGUCCUCUGCACGUACGACAUGACUGUGAUAUUAGCGACUGUUACGAUAGUUUUUGUACUGAGUACCGGUGGUGUGGAUGGGUACUCUUCUUACGUCCCGUCCUCGGCAUGCUCCGACAUGGUCCCCGCUCACAAAGUCCCGGGACAGACAUCGAGCCCACCCUACCAACUAACCGUGGAUAAACAGACGUACAGUCCGGGUGAACGAAUCAACGUCACGAUACAACGAACAGGCUCCGAGACUUUUGAGGGGUUCUACAUCCAAGCUCGGCCCGUAGGUCAGGACCAACCGGUGGGAACUUUUACGGCGAUUGAUGACGAGAUUACCCUGGUGGUAGACUGUGCUCCCCACACACAGAAUGCUGUUGGACACAGGAGAACCAACUACAGUCUACCAAUUGUUCAGAAGACGGUUGUUUCAGUGAUCUGGACGGCUCCAAAUGUCACUGUGGGGGACUUCCAGUUCAGGGCUACGGUUCUUCAAAACUUUACGACAUUCUGGGUCAAUGCCCUGGAAUCUCCCACCAUUUCUGACCCCACGGCUACACAGGGAGCUACCAACGUUCCCAUAGCAACGGGAGCAGCCACGCCCCCCAGCUCAACGAUCAGCACGGAUGGCUGUGGAGUAGCGAAGGGCUGUUACGGAGUCCCAGACGGCUGUUCUCCACCAAACUGUGAUCUUCUGUCGACCUGGGUGACCGAUGUUACCGGUGAAAACGUCAUCGUCGAAGUGACUGGAAAAAGCGAUGGAUACGUCGCCAUAGGAUUCUCCCGAGACAAAACAAUGGCUGAUGACGACAUGUACGAAUGCGUGCGUCACCCUACGGACGGAAACAUCGAGGUGUUCUCUAGUUACGCUACAGGCCACAGCAGGCCGACCAGGGAUGCCGCGAAUUCUGGAGUAAGUAAUGUGGAGGUGGCGUACAGCAAUGGUUUGCUGUCCUGCCGGUUCUACCGUGCUGUCCGUCCGACAGCACGGGCAGGUGCUGGCGCUGACCAGUACUUUGACCUUGGCAACUCGUCCUACCACAUCUUCCUGGCUGUCGGACCCACAGUGGUUCAAUCUGAUGGUUCUGUGCAGAUCAGACGUCACACCAGCCGUGUUUACUCUGACCAACCGGUGGACGUGACAAGCAUCAGUCUGGUCGCCACUGCCUCAGCACCCCUCUUCGUCAAGUUACAUGCUGGACUGAUGAUGAGUGCUUGGAUGUUGACCGUCAGUAUCGGGGCUGUGCUGGCGCGCUUCUACAAACCCAUGUGGCCCAACAGCACCUGGUGUGGGGUCAAAAUCUGGUUCGCCGUUCACCGUGCUGUCAUGAGCCUAACCGUACUUCUGGCCAUCGCUGCGUUUGUCCUCAUAUUUGUGUACAAAGAGUGGACCUUUGUCACGGGAUCUAAUGCUACAAUACAUGCGGUUAUGGGCAUCAUUGUGACCAGUCUUGCUGUUAUUCAGCCAUUCAUGUCACUCCUACGCCCUGGGCCAGAUGAACCAAAUCGUGUUGUGUUCAACUGGUUUCACUGGGGGUUCGGAACAACCGCUAGGAUAAUGGCCAUUAUCGUGAUGUUCCUGGGCCUGGACUUCCCCGCCAUGGACCUCCCUGAUGAGGCUACUUACGUGCUGGCCAGCUGGGUCGCCUGGCAGGCUCUGUCUGAGGUCAUCCUGGAACAGGAGGGUCUGCUCAAGUGCUGCGGACAGACCAAGGCAACGGACAAACCGUCGGACGACCACGAGGAGAUAGAGAUGGAAACUCAGAAGAGUCCCAGUUCAUUUGACCUGAAUCCUGAACCCCAAACACCAAAACCGCCCGGAUCUGGGUUCAAGAACGGAUUCCUGGCUGUUUACCUUCUGGUCCUGACUGGCUUCACUGCUGCCAUGUUCUCUUUCAUUGCACUACACUAGGAGAACGGCCUAUAUGAUAGGAAUUAAAGGGGCAUCAUGUAACAAUUUUGCACCAAAAAUCGAAACAUUUUAAUUGAAAAAAAAA